Messenger RNA from Priapulus caudatus, 660 nucleotides. RefSeq lists its product as uncharacterized. The transcript has a single exon. Lineage: Eukaryota; Metazoa; Priapulida; Priapulimorpha; Priapulimorphida; Priapulidae. Gene Ontology annotation, molecular function: nucleic acid binding. Gene Ontology annotation, biological process: DNA integration. The coding region runs from base 1 to 660 and encodes 219 amino acids. The record is from RefSeq and is a predicted model, not a curated record.
AUGGCUAAUAAGCCAAUGUCCGACUGUAGGCUACAGAGAAUUCGCACAGCCACAGCAGAGAAUCCGGUACUACAGAAAGUGGUUAAUCUGACCAGGUCUGGAUGGCCCGACCGCGAGAAAUCAGUGCGCGCUGACCUUCGCAUGUAUUUCGUGUCGUGCAGUGAAUAUUUGAUGUCACAUGGUCUUCUGCUAUGUAGAGAUAGAAUCGUCAUGCCAGAAGUGCUGAGAGCAGAGACACUCGAGGCUAUACACAGUGGUCACUUGGGGCUGAAUAAGUGUCGAGCCCGAGCAAACAUGUCAGUUAGGUGGCCUGGGAUAUCACGCGACAUCGAUCGUACUGUCCGGCGUCCAUGUAAAUUAUGUAGGGAGCAUAGACCCACACAGAGAUGCGAACCGCUGAAACCAACCACAUUGCCAGAUCGUCCGUGGCAGAGGAUUGCGGCCGACCUGUGCGAAUUGAAGGGCAACCAGUACUUAAUAGUCAAGGACUAUUAUUCGCGAUACUUGGAGAUCGCUCACCUGGAUACGAUCAGCAGUGCACAGGUGAUAGGCAAGUUGAAGAACAUAUUCGCCCGAUGGGGGGUACCGGAAGUGUUUGUGUCGGAUAACGGUGGACAGUUUAAAUCGGACAUAUACAGGUACAACGUCGAACAACUGUGA